Candidula unifasciata is the source of this 1911-nucleotide messenger RNA. NCBI's taxonomy places the organism in Eukaryota, Metazoa, Mollusca, Gastropoda, Stylommatophora, Geomitridae. The record is from the annotation of a GenBank genome assembly.
AUGUCCACAUCAAUGAUCAUACGAAACCAACCACCGCUCCGCUACAUCCGGUACGGUGACCUCAAUAUUGGCAGUAUCAUUUCCGGUCUGGACUACAGUGUUGAUGGUCUGUGUGGAAACAAACCCUUUGUGAAUGCUUCUUUUCAUUUUUCGGAAGCUAUUGCCUACGCUAUUGAUGAAGUCAACAAAAAUAAAGAAAUACUCCCAAAUGUGACUCUGGGAUUUGUUAUUCUUGAUGAUUGCAUGAAAGAGACAACAGCAACGAUACAGAGGUCGGAGUCGACAGACAACAAAACUUGUUCCGCUUCAGGGAUCGAUGCUGAAUUCUGCGACGAAGACUUCGAUAUUCUUCCUUCCUAUGAUGUUGUUGGCGUGAUCGGGUGUUUACGUAGUUCUUCCUCUUCCUCUGCCUCCAUGGUUCUGGGGCCAGCUCAACUGCCUCUGGUCAGCUUUACUUCCACGAGUGAGAUUUUAAAUAACAAGGAGUUGUAUCCUUACUUUAUGAGGGUUGUUCCCUCGGAUAAUUCUCUGGUGGACGCUCAGGUGGCACUAAUUCGUCAUUUUGGCUGGAGUUAUAUUUCUGUUGUUUAUGACGAAGGCACUUUUGGGGAGAACGCAUUCCAGGCAUUGAGAACAAAGUUGGCAAGUUUAGAGAAAGUCUGCAUUGCCACGUCGCACCAAAUUUUCCAGAAAUCUCGUUACGAGGACUUUGUGCGGAUUAUGGCGGACCUGGAGUUGCACAAGAACGCCCGCGUGGUCAUCUCCUACACGGACCCGCCCAGCGUCCUGCAGCUUCUGAAGGCCAGUCACGCCCAAGGAACGGCUGGAACCUUCAUCUGGAUGUCCAACGAAAGCUGGAAAGCGGCCCUUGGGGACACCAAUGAUGAGGACCUCAUCCGAGCCGCUGCCGGAUGUCUGGUGUUCGGCUUUCAGGCUCUGGUGUCUCCGCCUUACAACAAACACGUGCUUCGGAUGACUCCAAGCAACAACCAGAACCCUUGGUUUACCAGAUUUUGGGAGCUCACUUUCAAAUGCUCAGUUACCGACCCUGCAUGUAUAUCUGCACAUAAAGUGGAGUCCCUCCCUGGAGCGACCACUUUCACCUACGCAAACAACGCCUAUGAGGCUGUUCUGACGUACGCCCAUGGGAUUCAGGCUCUGGUCAACAGUAAAUGCCCUAACGCCACUGGACAAGACAUCAAACAAUGUAUUACUGGCCCAGAUCUUUUACAGACAAUGAGAAAACUGAAAUUCCACGGACCUACAGGAGAGAUAGAGUUUGAUCAAACAGGCAGCAUUCUACCGUCUGUGGACUACCGAGGGCUCAACAUUACCCCAGUUGCCAUCUUCUACUCGGGGAAAGGAAAGAUGUUCUAUCUGCGUAAUGUGAGCUUUGAGCACAUUGAUCAGCGAGGGUUUGUUGAUGGCGUGCCAGAGUCGGUCUGCAGCAAGCCUUGUAGAUCAGGUCAGUUCAUCAUCGCCAAAGAAGUCGUCUGCUGUUGGGAGUGUAGGUCGUGCAGGGCCAACGAGAUCUUGGUCAACGACUUCACCGACUGUUUCCUCUGUCCUCUUCUGGAGUGGCCUGAUCCCCAGACCAACUUCACAAUCUGCGAGGCCAUUGCUCCUGACUACCCACAAGGAAGUGACCCGGUAGUGAUUCUAUGCCAAAUUCUGGCAGCUGUGGGCGUGGCCCUGGUCGUUAUGGUAACCAUGACCCUUGUCCGGUACCGGAACGCUUCCGUCAUCAAAGCAUCAGGGCGGGAGUUGAGCUGUCUGCAACUGUUGGCGAUUCUCUUGGGUUAUCUGACGAUGCCUGUUCUGACGGUCAAGCCUAGCAACCAGGUGUGCAGUGGUUCCUUCUUCCUCUACUGCCUCAGCUUCACCUGGGUCUACGCCCCGCUGCUUGUCAAG